Molecule: messenger RNA, 1962 nt
Organism: Myotis myotis
Lineage: Eukaryota; Metazoa; Chordata; Mammalia; Chiroptera; Vespertilionidae
Product: histone-lysine N-methyltransferase SETMAR
Exons: 2
Coding region: 47-964 (305 amino acids)
Cellular component (GO): nucleus
Molecular function (GO): protein binding; zinc ion binding; histone H3K9 methyltransferase activity
Source: RefSeq, a predicted model, not a curated record
CAUUUAGGCCCAGGCGCUUCGAGACCCGGCGAAGUAGCUUUGCGUGAUGGCAGCGUCUGAAGAGCCGGAGGCCCCCACGGAGCCCCUGGACGUCGCGUGCGGCCUGGAGAACGUGCCUGUGAGCGUGUGGCCGCCGGGUGCGAGGCCAGGACCUUUCCAGUACAGUCCUGACCACGUGGCCGGGCCCGGAGCCGACGCCGACCCCUCGGAGAUCACCUUCCCCGGGUGCGCCUGCCUCGCCCGCCCCUGCGUGCCUGGCACCUGCUCCUGUCUCCGCCACCAGGAGAACUACGACGCGGAUGCGCGCCUCCGGGACCCGGGGCCGGCAGCGAGGUGCGCCUGGCCCGUCUUCGAGUGCAACGCCCUGUGCCCAUGCCCGGGGCACUGCGGGAACCGCGUGGUCCAGCGGGGCCUGCAGCGCCCCCUGCAGGUGUUCAGGACGGACGGCAAGGGCUGGGGGCUGCGCACCCUGGCGUUCAUCCCCAGAGGCCGGUUCGUCUGCGAGUACGCCGGCGAGGUCCUGGGAUUCUCCGAAGCACAGAGGAGAAUUCAGCGACAAACGGAACACGACUCCAACUACAUCAUCGCCGUCCGGGAGCACGUGGCGGGCGGGCGGGUGAUGGAGACGUUCGUGGACCCCGCGCGGGUGGGGAACGUGGGGAGGUUCCUGAACCACUCCUGUGAGCCCAACCUGCUCAUGGUGCCCGUCCGCGUGGACUCCAUGGUGCCCAGGCUGGCGCUGUUUGCAGCCAGAGACAUCUCGCCCGGAGAAGAACUCUCUUAUGACUAUUCGGGAAGGUUUCUCAACCGCUCGGACGGGGGAGACGAAGGCAGGCCAGGCGGCGGGAAACCGAGAAAACCUUGUUAUUGUGGCUCCGCGUCCUGCGCCGCUUUCCUGCCCUAUGACGCGUCCCUGUACCGCACCCCCGAAAAGCCGGCCCCGGGUCAGGAAGGGGAAGUGUAGGGGAUGGGGCACGCGGGGCCUCUCAGUGGGAGAGCGAGGAGCGCCAGCGUGUGGCGUGGCCCUUCCCGGGUGCCCUCCAGGAACCUGGCCAGCAGCGCCCGCCCCGGGGAGGCAGGCUGGUGAGUUUCGCUCGGGACUGUGGCAGGGUCACGGUUCCCCUUCUCCCGUCUGUGAGGGCAUUCUCUGUUUUCAGUUGGACCCAUGGCUGCCCAGCUAGAAACUGGGCCCUUUUCCUCGUUAGCUCUAGAUAACGAGGCCUAAGCAAAAGUGGCGAGUCCUUAAAGGAGGCCUCCCUCCUUUAUCCCCUGCUCCUUCCGCUGGCUGGGACGUGUGUGAGGGCUGGACCCCAGGAUCACCCUGGACCCCAGGAUCACCCUGGAAAGGAGCCACGCACAGCGCUGGGUGCCAGGCGCUGCAGGACACGCCGGGUGCCUCGAUCUGCCCUCCGGCUUUGGGGUGAGCAGUAGCCUCUCCCCCGGUGUCGUUUUGGUUUUCCAGCGCGAGCACCAAAUCAAUGACCCAAGGAACCAGGAACCCCGGCCGGCACCCCUGCUUGCCGGCCGACUGAGUGGAAUACAGCUGACGGUGGCUGCCGUCUGCCUCCGCCGGCGGCCUACCUCUCACCUGUUUCUAAACAGGAAUCGGGAGAGCGGCGCGAUUAUCACCUGCGACCCCGAGCAUCCCACCACCGGGAAAACUGCAGCCAGGACAGCGACUCCCGUGGACACAACCAGAAGUCGUGAAAGGAAAGCAGCCGUGAGGUUGCUCUGUGUACGUGGCUACCCUCCGAAGCUUCUGGAGUAAACAUUUAACACUCCAGACAGCCUCACUCGUCCAGGGUGGGUAACAUGAAACAGCACAGGCCCAUCGCCACCACCGCAGGGGAGGGGAGGUGUGUGUUUCCAUUUAAACUUCUGGAGGGGGUGCCCUGGCCGGUGUGGCUCAGUGGUCGACCUAUGAACCAGGAGGUCACAGUUCAAUUCCCCGUCAGGGCACAU